CCCUCCACCCUGUCCACUCCGCCCAUCACGAUGCCUGGCAGGACAAGACCUAUUGAGAAAUUCGCCGAAGCUGCCGCCAAAUGCUCGCCUGAGGGCGCUGUCUAUGGGAAGUGUGUGGCGGCCAACUAUCAGAACGUCAAGAAGGAUAUGUGUGCCAGAGAGUUUCUCGCGUUGAAAGACUGCUACAUCAAAGCCGCGGGCAGGAAAUCGUAGCAUGCGUGCACUCGGCCCAGUCAUCGCCAACUUGAAUGCUAUAAUAUUCCUAUGCGCCAUGUAUUAAAACUACGAAUAAGCAUCUGCACCAUCAUUCUGGGAUCAAAGUUUGCUUUCUCGUUAGGUAUACAUCUGCGACCUCCGAUAGCACGGCAGGUAUAUCCGCGGCACUUUGGCAGAAAUCUUCAAUCCGACAUCUACACAAACAUGGACCCCGUUGCUGCUGCAACAAAUACGGCCACAGUGAGAGGUCUGCCUAUCGAGAUACUCCUUCGUGUGUUCAGUCAUCUCGCACCUGAUGCCUGCUGCAUCGUUUUAGGAGGUAGACAACGCGACUCGUGAGCCAACACUACGAAGCUUGCGCCGAGGACAUCUUACCAGCUAGCUUUCCAGAUCAGCCUGUACCCCGCGGUUAAAGGCUUCAAAGACGAUUACAUUCAGCCAGGCCCGAAUCAACUCCUUUGCAUCAUUGUCAUAUAGCACCUCGACCAUGUGUCCAAUCUGUCGGAGAUGUCGGCGACUCUCUUUUUUUUGCGCCGGGCAGGCCUUUUUGCCGUGGAUGCUCGGGCAACUCUGCAACAGGCGCAAGCUUCCAGUGGUGUCCUACAACGAGCUUUGCUUGGGUAGAAAGUUACUGAAGCGUCGUACGACUAGGAGGUAGGAGGUACAGGGUAGAAUCUGUUUCGUGGAUCCUGCGCGUGCUAGGUAGGACUCUCGGCACUUUGCGGUUCUCAGAGAGUGGCAGAACUUUAUGGGAGUGACAACGAGCCAAGAUGUCACACUUUCUGCUCAAUUGGCAUUCUAUCUCCAAAGGUCAGCCGCUAUGAAGGCACUGGGAGCCGCCAUAGUGACUGGCGAAGGAGGAGGUAAUGU
This is a messenger RNA of Sphaerulina musiva SO2202, 1086 nucleotides long. RefSeq lists its product as uncharacterized. NCBI's taxonomy places the organism in Eukaryota, Fungi, Ascomycota, Dothideomycetes, Mycosphaerellales, Mycosphaerellaceae. The transcript has 3 exons. The record is from RefSeq and is a predicted model, not a curated record. Gene Ontology annotation, cellular component: mitochondrion. Bases 31 to 213 code for a protein of 60 amino acids. Gene Ontology annotation, biological process: mitochondrial respiratory chain complex I assembly.